ACAGAGAGAGAGAGAGACCCCGCGCGGACACAGACGGUAAAAGCGGCUCCCGCCCCGAAACGGAUCUCUUUUUGUCGGAUCUCUUUCUGACUUUCUGCAGAGGAAGCAGUGAGAUUUCUUUUUUAAAGUGCGUAUUACAGAGUGCCGGCAUGAACCUGCUACCCAGCGAGCGACCAGCAGUUGUUGGUUAUAGGGAAGACAGACAGGCGGUAUUAACCGGAAAGCAUGCGUCGCAUUGAGGAAAAUAAUCUGAUCAGACCUGAACGCAGAGCUCGGACACCUUCCAAAAGACAGGACGCGGAAAAGGGAAGAAACGAUGAUGUCAAAUGAUGCUUCUGGUCUUUAACACCGCAAGUUAGAAUCUGAACAGAUGAUUAUUCACGGGGAAAUAAAGCCGCGAUCACUCUUUAGGAUUAGCGAAGGAGCCUGUGUAAUAGUGUGUAAGCAAGAGCUUCGUACUGAAAUCUGACCCUGAAUUCGCCUUCAGCAAACUCUGUAAUGCCCUGGUCUAAUGAUGACCAUAAUAAUGACUAGCAUGUGUUAGAUUAUUGUGUUUAGGAUAUUUGUAAAGACAUAAUGAACGACGUCAAAAAUAACAUUAUUACUGUUGUUAUGCUAUAAUGUAAAUAUAUGCGUAUUACAAAACAUCGUUUUGGACUAAAUGCAAAACAUCAACACAAUGACAUCGUAGGCUAUUUUAAUAAUAUAUAUACACACAUACAAGUAUUUACAUUUCACAUACGGUUUUUUUAGACUUUUGUGCGUGCACAAGGUCGAGGAUGCCUGAUUGCGUCAGUGUCGGUGGUCGUUACUGCAGGUGCUUGGUGACGGCGCAAGUGCACGGACCUGAUCAGCGCUUAUAACUGUCAUAACGGGACACCGGAAAUGGACGCGGCGGUCGCGUGCCACUCUACUGAGCCGCCUGUGCUUAAGUCGGACUCGAGAGCUACCGACCGAAAAGACAGCCGCGGUGACACGGAGCCUGCCGCAGCGCGAGGAGGGGCGAGUGAGCCGAGCGCGAGCCUCCAGCAGCAAUCGACAGAUUGCCGGAGUUCGGCCAGGCGCAGGUUCAUCCGCACCAACUUGUGGUUCUCAGAGUCGGAAGAUCACGGUUUGGAGACUCCGGAAUGCGGCGACAGCAUCAGCACCGGAAUCACCCGCCCCGUCGGCAACGCGCGCAGAAAUCGGUACAGAAAGACCUCGAGCGCGGGAAGUCCAGUAAGGACCGAAAACUGCACCGACGCACAGGGACAGAAAAGCGAGGCCGAGCAAAAGGAAGACCCCGUCGCCUCGAGCACUGCCGGGAAGGACGAGCACGGGCACACGGAGGAGGAAGAGGAUGAAGAAGAGGAAGCCGGGAUGACGGCAGUUAGCACUUCUCCCAGUGGCCGCUUCCUCAAGUUCGACGUAGAGCUCGGCAGAGGCUCAUUUAAGACCGUGUAUAAGGGCCUGGACACCGAGACAUGGGUAGAGGUGGCGUGGUGUGAACUUCAGGACCGUAAACUAUCUAAAGUGGACCGGCAGAGGUUUAAAGAGGAGGCGGAGAUGCUGAAGGGUCUCCAGCACCCCAACAUUGUCCGUUUCUAUGACUUUUGGGAGUCUCCUGUCAAAGGAAAGAAGUGCAUCGUCUUGGUCACUGAACUAAUGACGUCAGGCACUUUAAAAACGUACUUGAAGCGUUUCAAGGUGAUGAAGCCGAAGGUGCUGCGUAGUUGGUGCCGGCAGAUCCUCAAGGGUCUUCACUUUCUGCACACACGCACACCUCCUAUCAUCCACCGAGACCUAAAAUGCGACAACAUCUUCAUCACAGGCCCCACAGGUUCAGUUAAGAUUGGGGAUCUGGGCCUAGCUACACUCAAGAGGGCCUCCUUUGCCACAAGUGUCAUUGGCACUCCAGAGUUCAUGGCUCCUGAGAUGUAUGAAGAGCACUAUGAUGAGGCGGUAGAUGUCUAUGCAUUUGGCAUGUGCAUGCUGGAGAUGGCCACAUCUGAGUAUCCAUACUCUGAGUGCCAGAACGCUGCUCAGAUCUACCGCAAAGUCACCAGUGGGGUCAAGCCAGCCAGUUACACUAAGGUCACCGUCCCAGAGAUUAAGGAGAUCAUAGGGGAGUGUAUCCGCUAUCACUGGGAAGAGAGAUACUCCAUUAAGGAUCUGCUGAAUCAUGCCUUCUUUGCAGAGGACACUGGCGUCAGGGUAGAACUCGCAGAGGAAGAUGAUGGCAAGAAAACGUCGAUUGCACUCAGGCUUUGGGUGGAGGACCAGAAAAAGCUGAAAGGGAAGUACAAGGACAGUGGUGCAAUCGAGUUCACCUUUGACCUAAAAAAAGAGGUGCCAGAGGCAGUUGCACAAGAAAUGGUUGACUCUGGUUUGUUCCUGGAGAGUGACAUGAAGAUUGUUGGCAAGUCAAUCCGGGACCGUGUAGCUCUCAUAAAAUGGCGUAGGGAGAGGACCAUCUCUAGAGGCAAGGGCGAGACUGAAAAGGUCACUGAGGACCAUGAACAGAAUGUGCCUCAGGAUCCAUCUCUUAAGUUGACACAGAGUACCAUGGCUGAUGCUCGUACAGAGCCUGGGGAUCACGACAGUGAGUCAGUCAACCUCUCUAGUGGCCCCACCAGUUCAACUACAUCAGACAGCGUUGCCUGCCCUGCAGCAAUCUCAGAUGCUUUGAGCAACCAGCACAGCAUAAUUUACCAGUCAUCAUCUGAGCCCUUCACCACUUCCCAGAAGGUCCUCAGUCCACCAUUACAGCUUAUUUCUGAGUUACAUCAUGUAACCCAACCACAACUAACAACUCAGCUUCAUCAGGAGGUCCAAAACCAGAUCACCGCUCACCUGCAUUCAACACAAUUAUCUAUUGCUCAGUAUAAGCAAGAGAUCAUAAAACAACUUGUGGAUCCUAAAGAUCCCACUGUCCAGCUGCAACAGCCCACAGCUCAGUUACAUCAAGAAGCCCAACAGCAAUCUGUUAUACAUCUCCACCACGGAGAACAGCAAAAGCAAAAUGCUGGUCAGUUACUCCAGGGGAUCCAGCCACAGGUUAUUCAACAAAAACCCACAGUGCAGCACCAUCAUGUGGCCCACCCUCAACCUUCAACACAGUGCCAACAGGAGGCUCUACCACAACCUGUAGCACAGCUAUAUCAAGGAACUUAUCAGCAGCCCACUACUUCAAUACAACAAGGAGCCUUCCUGCAGCCCUCUGUACUAAACCAGAGUCUUUACCAGUCACAUCCACCUUCUGCUAAACUGAUUCAGCCUCAGACUAUAUCAGCGCCAGCGACCCCAGCAGCAACUGCACCACAAGGACAGGAGUUUCACCUCUAUCUCCAUCCUGCAGCUUUCCUGUCCCAGACAUUAUCAAAUCUGCAGCCAGUUGUGGAGUCGACUUCUGAAGGACAGGCACAUCCUCAGCAUCUACAUCAACCAGGUUCUGCUAUGCUCAGCACUGCACCGCCUUCUCAACCACAGCAGACUGUUCAUGCUACACCCCUACUUCAGCCUCUUCAGAUUUCCACUCAAUUCUCUUCACCGUACUCCGUUAUGUCAACAGUGGGCACUCCUGCCAGAAGUGAGGCAGUAACAAUUUCCUCCAUACCAUACAGCACCCCCUACCCCAAUAGCGCUCCUCCAGUACCUCCAUCCUACUACUCUCCCAGUCCAGCCCAUGUCCCACUACCUCUUGCAGCUACACAGAACAUAGCAUCCAUACCUGGAGCAGGUACACCCCAAACCCCUUUAUCUGCUCCUCUGGGACCAAUCCUGGGUAUAGCUAUUUCUCCUUCCCUCAUACCACCACUACAGCAGGUGUACCCUUCUGUUCUUCCACCAGAGGGCUCUCUCCUUCAACCCCAACCCACCCUGUCCUCUAUGCCCAUUUCUCAUACAUUGCUGCAGCCAUCGUCCUCCUUUCCUCCACAAGAGUCCUGCAUCUCUGCACCACCUGCACAGGAUGAAACUCUGGGACAUGCACAUGCAGAACCAACACAGAUGAAGUUUCUUCCACACAGAGAAGAACCAAAUCAAGAAUUUACUGCAGCGAGUUGUGGUGAAAGUUGCACUGAUCCAAGCAAUAUUCAGCAGAUCCAGGAGACAGCAUCUGUAUUCAUUCCUCCUACAUCUGACCUAAUCCAUGAGGAGUCAGUACCGAUGCCACUCCCCAUCUACACAUGUGACAGUUUGAAUUCAGAUGCAGCUUCAGGUAAAGAAAUGAGUGAUAGUUAUGAUGGAACCAUUAGUGGAGGAAAAGGUGAUGGGAAACCCCGAAGACAUCAUCGCAAGUCUGCUCGUACCCGUUCGCGACAAGAGAAGACCAGCAAACCCAAACUGAGCAUUCUCAAUGUUUGUGAUACAGGUGAUAAAAUGGUGGAAUGCCAGCUAGAAACCCAUAACCACAAAAUGGUGACAUUCAAAUUUGAUUUGGAUGGUGAUGCACCAGAGGAAAUAGCAACAUACAUGGUGGAGAAUGGCUUCAUUCUACCCAUAGAGAAAGAGAUCUUCAUUGACCAGCUAAAAGACAUUGUGGACAAAGCUGAGGACAUGUUGAGUGAGGAUGUAGAGGGGGAGAGACCAGGUGCCCUGAGGGAUACUCCGCUUCAAGGCAGCUCCCCUGGAGGAACGGGGGAUGAGGUUAUCCAGAAUCUGAAAGGACCGAAAGAUGGUGCCCCUCAGCCUGUGUAUCAGCAGAAUGUGCUUCAUACUGGUAAGAGAUGGUUCAUAAUCUGUCCUGUGGAUGAGCCGAGUGUCAGCCAGGAUGUAUCCUCAGAGGGAGCUACAGCUACACCACAUACAAGUGGACUGAGCGAUGGCACUGCGCCAAGUCAGGCUGCUGACAGUAGCACAGCUCAGCCAGUGGAGCACUGCACUGCACCUGCUUCUACAGAUUCAACAGGUUAUGCCACAGCUCCUCCAUCUGGUGGCAGUGAUGCUCAUGGAUUCAGCCCACUGUCUCUGAAUACCAUAGACCCCUUAUCCUUGGUUCCACUCUCUGCCACCCUGCCAGCACAGUCUCACAGUGGACCAAUUACACCAAUCCAUGCUGCCCAGCAGGUUGUGGAUCUGGCUUGUGCUGCUUCCAGAGCUGAGGACAUGCCCUGCUGCCCACUAGUUAUGCCAUUAGCACUGGAUACAGGCGUGAGUGCUCAGCACUCCUCACCAGUGACCCCUCCCCUAAUGCAGGACACUCAUGGCAUUGUUCUGCAGCAGCCAUUUGCAUCUGUGGGUGGUGCCAAGCCCCCAUCAAUGCCCCAGAGCCCGGCGACCUCACAGCACCAUCAUGCACCCAACGAAUCAGAUGGGGAAGGUCGGGCCCGGGUGGGGUUUGUAGACAGCACCAUCAAGACACUGGAUGAGAAGUUGAGAAAUCUACUGUACCAGGAAUAUGUGCCCAUGUACCCAUCAGGCUGUGCAGCAGAGACUCCAGGAUCAGGCACUGAGUAUGUGCAGUCUCCACCUGGACCAGAGAGCGCAGCAGGGGGAUCGGGUAACAGCACACCCAAAACCAUCGGAGACGGACGCAUCAGAACAGGGGAGCAACUGCCACAGAUUCCAGAGAGAGUAGACAGUCUGAGCACGCUCAGUGACUCUGCUGUUGCUGUUACAGUGUCAAAGAAACCCAUAAUGCCUCACUCCACUUCCUGCUCAAGCUCCAGGAGUCGCUAUAAGAUGACAACUGGUGCUCCCGACUUCCUUUCCGGGACCCGGAGGAAGCAGCGGAGUUGGAGCAGCACGGCUUCUCCAGCACACCCUGGUGCCUGUUAUGGGGAGUGCAGCAUUUACGGUGAGCCAAAUGCAACCUUUAAUGCAGGGGAUAACAGUGCCACACGCAAGAAACACAGCAGCAGGAAUUCAGCUCCACCUGAUUUCUGCCUGGACCCUCUGUCCUCUCUCAGCGAGCCCGGCACCCUUCCACGAGUACGUACAUCCGUCUCAGCGGAUGUCCACGCUCGCUUCAUGUCUUCUGACUCUGGGGCAGAAAGCAGCCCAGCCAAAAUGGUGCCUCCUACACCAUCUCGUUCAGAGAGGAGAGGAAGCGACCUCAUGAGGAGGGCAGUGGCCUUCUUGAGGCGUUCUGGACGCAGCAGCAGUGUGCAGAGCUCUGAUUCUCCUAGUAGACAUGGUGGAACGUAUGGCUCAUACAUGAGCAGUGAUAAUGACUCUGAGAUGGAGGACUUGGACAUUAAAAAUGAACUGCAGAGACUGAGGGAAAAACAUAUGAUGGAGAUUACAGAGCUGCAGGCUCACCAGCGUGGGGAAAUCGAGCUGCUGUAUCGACGACUUGGUAAAGCACCACCUACUGGCCUCAGCCUCACAUCAACAGUGCCUCCUGCUGGGCGCAGACGCAGAGCCAGCAAGCAUAAACUCAGGGCAAGCAAACUGCUCAGCCCUCUGGUCCAGCAGAUAAGAAGUGUCACCAAAACAAGUGACAGCAGCAAACCUGCUGAACCUGCUGUGAGUGUGAACGGCUCUCCAGCCAGAGCCUCAGAGAGGUGUCCUACCCGGGCUCGUUCAGGGACUGACACUUUACCCAGCUCUGUAUCAGAACCGGUCCAGACCCAACAACCCUGCUCCCUCAAGGCCUCAAUGUCGUCUGAUAAUGUCUGCUCUGGACUGCAUGGAGAGGGAGCAGGAGUGUACAGCCAGCCAGGACAGGGCUGGUCUCCUUAUCACCCAACGGCUGAGAAGGUCACUUACAAAUCCAGCAGUAAACCUCGUGCUAGAUUCCUGAGUGGGCCUGUUUCUCUCACCAUCUGGUCGACGCUGAAACGUCUCUGCCUGGGUAAAGAACGUGGAAACAGGCCUGCAGGUCCACCUGGGGCAUGUAAUCAUCCCCAGAUGCCCCCAGGUUCAACUCCCUCACCACGCCACCCAGCAGUGGGGCUAGCUCAAGCACAAAGCAACAACAGCAACAACAACAAUGACCUGUGCCCUGAGGAGCUGCAGAAGUUGGUGGGCACAUGGAGUCCCAAACAGCCUUGUUUGUUCACACACACAUUCAGCCUGAGAGCACAGAAAACCACCAGAGCUAGAACCAGGAGUGCUGAAGGGGUGCUUCCAGGCUCAGCAGCAGUAACAUCAGCCUCGUUGCUUUCUCUAUCAUGGCCGAGGAUUAAUUCCCACACUUCUGAGAUGACACCCUUGCUCACACACCAGGAUGGGUUGUCAGUGCACGACAACCAUUUUGGUGAAUUUCUAGGUUCCUCUGUGUACAUUUCUCACUGGCCUGCACAGAACACAGGUCCUGAUCAGGGAGGAUUUAUGUUCUCCACUGUGGCUUCAUCUUGGACCAGACAGUCAUUUCCACUAGAGCCCUUCAAAUCUCAAAACAGGACUCCUAGGCCCAUGUAUCCCAUGCUGUAGAAUCAACUAAAAUUCUCUAAAGUAUCAUUACAGUGUGGUAGCUUGUACAACUUUAUCAGUAUCUCUUAAAGCAUGCACCACCUUACAUAUAUCUUUCUGGCCCUUAUAAUGUAAAUAUCUAUGCUAAUGAUAUGUAUAUGAACAUUAGCCAAAUAGCUGAGUAUGAAUAUGUCCAUAAUUUAUCUGCAGUGUAUUUUUUACAUAUAUUGCACAUAAAAUAUCACCCUAUCACAAUACAUAGACACUGUAUAAGCACAUUGAAAUGUAUCCUUGUCUUUUGAUUCAAUUCAUAACAUUCACUGCAUCACUGUGACACCUUGAGAGCCAGGACGUCAGCAGUUAGUGCAUACCAAGGAAUCUGGACUAGUAGCUGUAUUUAUUAGAAAUGGCUUGUCACUGAAACAGAGAAAGUUUCAAGGUGAAGUUUACAUGAGUGCCUUGAACAGCAGUUGUGGAGCCACUGGUAAUGACAAUAUCUGUUAAUGAAGAAAUCUGGUGACAUUUAAGGAGUCUGUUGGCAAAAUUGAAAGUUUUAUUUCCAUGUACAAGGAUGCAGGAAAAUGUACAUUAUGCCCAGUGCAUGGGAAAUAUUUUACACAUGAUUUGCCCAAAAGUUAGUCUGGGUUUCAAGAUUUGCAAGAAUCUGUGAUGGAUCAAAGAUGACACUGUUAUUAGGCAGUCUAGUGCCAACAGGCAUUUCACUGGAAAAUGUAAAACACCCAAAUACACACGGUAUGUUCAUGGUUUGUGGUCCUGUGCUAUGUUACCUCUCACUCAGUGAGGUGAUGAGUUCAAAUGUGUAGCACCAGGACUUAAAAGCUUCAGAGCUAAAGGAACAAAACAGGGAAGUGUGCAAAGUGUGUGUAAGGUGAUGUAUCUAUUUAAAAUGUAUAAUCACUGACAUAGGAGACAUAUUAUGCUUAUCUCUGGACACUACAUCUGAUAAGACACUGUGCUAUUACAAAAUUCUGGACGUGUGUGUGUGAAUAUGUGUGUAAAUGAGUAUAUGGCCACUUUUAAAAUGCAAAAAACUAUAAGUGUAUUCAAAGUUCAGUCUUCACACCCUCCUUAUUUUCUGUCCAAUAAGAAUAACGUAUGGGCGUCAUCAGCUUUGUGUAAAACAUGCCUUAAUUCAUGCAGUGACUCAAAACACUUUACUUAAAUGUAUAUAUUUGUUGGUGUUCCAGAAUAUAAUCAUUUGAAAUUAGGAUUCUUCUUAGAACUAAAUACAUGUAUAAUUGUACAGUGUAUAGUUAUAAAACAAUUGCUUUAUCCAGCUUUUCCAUAUUUUCUGCUGUUGUAUCUUAGCUAUGCAAAAAUGCCCACCAAGUAAUGCAUUACUGCCAUGAGAUUCUUCGCUUGUAUAUGCUUGCACUAAAAUCCUACUGUGCUCAACACGUCCUGUUCUUCCUCUGUUUACAGACUAAGGCCAAGUCUGGACACUGUUCACAAGAGUAAAGAUAUUAAAUCUUUUUUAAAUGUUUA
Hemibagrus wyckioides is the source of this 8841-nucleotide messenger RNA. It is a transcript of the gene wnk2, whose product is annotated as WNK lysine deficient protein kinase 2. Bases 886 to 7356 code for a protein of 2156 amino acids. The record is from RefSeq and is a predicted model, not a curated record. The transcript is spliced from 30 exons. NCBI's taxonomy places the organism in Eukaryota, Metazoa, Chordata, Actinopteri, Siluriformes, Bagridae. Gene Ontology annotation, biological process: intracellular signal transduction; positive regulation of sodium ion transmembrane transporter activity; monoatomic ion homeostasis. Gene Ontology annotation, cellular component: cytosol; cytoplasm. Gene Ontology annotation, molecular function: chloride channel inhibitor activity; ATP binding; protein serine/threonine kinase activity.